This is a messenger RNA of Aspergillus wentii DTO 134E9, 1350 nucleotides long. RefSeq names its product alcohol dehydrogenase catalytic domain-containing protein. The record is from RefSeq and is a predicted model, not a curated record. The transcript has 2 exons. Bases 229 to 1209 code for a protein of 326 amino acids. Lineage: Eukaryota; Fungi; Ascomycota; Eurotiomycetes; Eurotiales; Aspergillaceae.
ACAAACCCCACCCCGACACAGCUACAAAAAAGCUUUACAUGGCUGUGGAUCAUUCAUUUUAAUAUCAAGUAUAGUUUCCAUCAUGACAGUCAAAGGGACUAUGAAGGCAGCCAUUUGCCACAAGGUAUGCACCUCCCUAUCCCAUUUCCAAACUUGUCUCACAAAUGUUAAGCGGGAACGCCUUUACAGAUCGAAGAUGUGCCUAUUCCAGAGCCCACCGGCCGAGAGAUGCGAGUGCGCGUCAAGGCAGCUUCACUCUGUCACUUGGAUAUACAGUUCACCAGCGGGGCCAUGGACAUCGGGUCUCUUCCCCAAAUCAUCGGCCACGAAGCAAUCUCGGUGGUUGACAAGGUCGGACCCGAAGCCGUCAGCUAUGGGUUUCAAGAGGGAGACCUGAUCGGAGCUGCGCCGUAUCAUGAUGUAUGCCUGGCGUGCUUUGGUUGCAAGAAACUCGGAUCCCAUUUUUGCAAAGGCAUGAAUGUCAAGGGGUUCACCUGCCCCGGAUACUUUGCUGAGUAUUCUUUGGUGGAUCCGGAGGGUGCGGUGGUAGUUGCUCGCGCUAAACAGUUGGAUAGGGUGUCACCGAAUUACCUGACGCCCUUAUUCUGUUCAGGUAUUACCGUGUGGGAUGCGUUGGAACGAGCCUGUCUGCGUCCGGGUGAGAGCCUCGCCAUCGUAGGCGUGGGAGGACUGAGGAGUUUGGCUACCCGGUAUGCGCAGGCCCUGGGGGCUCAUGUCAUUGCCCUCGACGUACAAGACGAACAGAUCCAAGCCCGUGCCAAAGAAGGGGGAGCAAACGAGAUUCUCAACACCCGGUCUCUCUCUCCAGAAGAACUGAACCAUCAGAUUGCCCUCCGCAACUAUGGAAACCCCGUAGAUGUUGCGGUCGAGACAUUGGGAUCGGAAGCAGCGUAUGACACAGCGUUGAAAACCCUCCGACCAGAGGGAAGACUCAUCGCCGUAGGCGUAUUUGGGGAUAGCCUUCCUAUAUCUGGCCUUGCGUUAGUCGCGAACGCAUUUCAGAUAAUUGGCGCCAAACUCCCUAGUCGUGCUUCAAUCCAGAGAUGCAUUGACUUCUCACUCCGGAAGAAUAUCCUGCCUCGAAUCAACCCAAGAAUCUUUCGUCUGGAGGACAUCAACGAGAUGAUGGCGUUGAUGGAAACGGGCAAGGUGCACGACGGACGUAUGGCGAUGGAAGUUAGAUGGUGAGGUAAGAUUCAUCAGAUAGAGUUCAUGAUUUUUAUAGCCAAAGGACCAUUCAGUAUCGAGAAAUAAAAUCAUAAAUAGAUAAGAAAGAAGGCUCGAAUUGAACUGUUGAAGUUAUUCACUCCUGUGACCCGCUGACUAAUC